AGCCCGAGGAGAGGGCGCCGUUGCAAAAAAACAUGUCUGCUGAUCGUAAACUUGCGGAGGGAUCCGAUGCAAUAAAGCAGGCAGAGAAAUGUCUGAAAACAGGAUUCUUGAAGUGGAAGCCUGACUUUGACAAUGCAGCCAGUGAAUACUGCAGGGCUGCUACCUGCUUCAAGUCAGCGAAGGCUCUGGAGCAGUGCAAAGAUGCUCAUCUGAAAGCCACCGAUUGCUACUUGAAGGCUGGAUCCUUCUUUUCAGCUGGAAAGCAGUGCGAGCAGGCAGCCCUCGUAAGCAGGGACAUGGGCGACCUCAAGCAGACAUCAAGUCUCGUCGACAGGGCAUCUCGGUUCUUUAUCGAUUCUCGCAGCCCUGACACGGCAGCUCUUGUGCUUGAACGAGGAGCUAAGAUAAUUGAGGCAAAGUUCCCAGAAAUAGCUGUCGAAUUUUUCACUAGGGCAAGCGAGAUUGUUGGGGUUGAAGACAGGCCACGACAAGCCGCUGACUUCCGAAGUCAAGCAGUGCGGAUCCUACUAAAAUUGAAAAAGUGGGAUGAAGCCGCAGAAGCCAUCUCGGCCCAGCAACAGUUGCUUCUGGAGGGUGAAGAUCAAAAGUCUGCUGCUCGCCUCGCUGUCGGGCUGAUCCUGGUGCAACUUGCCCGUGAUGACCCGGUAGCUGCGAGUCGCGUGUUCAAGAACUCCUCUGCCUACAUGGAGAGUGAAGAACAGUGCACACUGUCAGAGCUAUUGGAUGGUUACGACGAAGGGGAUCCCGAUGCUAUAGUACGUGCACUGAACAGGCCGUUUGUUAAACACAUGGAUACUGAGUUUGCAAAAUUAGCCAGGAUCCUACAACAACAACAAAUGGCAGCUGCUGCUAAGCAAGAGGAAGAAACAUCGAGGAGGAAGAAGACUGAAAGUGUUGCCGUCCCUCAAGUGGAGGCAGGAGAAGGAGAAGGAGCUAACAUUCCACCAGAAGAUGAAGAGAAGGGUGAAGAAACUGUUGGCGCCGUACACGAGUCCGAAGAUGAUGAAUAUGCUGGUGGUCUACUCUAAGUCGUCUGCUUGUAUGUUGGCUCUCUAGACAAUCUUUUCUGCCCUGUAAUGUAUGCCUGUUCUCCUCAAACUUUGAGGAGCGUAAAAAAAUGAAGUAGGAAAACCUUAGGUGUGAUAUUCUUCCUUGUCAUUUAAAUUAUUAAUUGGAGAAGGUGCUCUGGAAUGCGCAAUAUAUAUAUCUAUGUAUGUGUAUUUCAAUUUUUAAAUAUGAAAUGUGCUAUAAUCCAUUUCAUUUCAUAGUUUUUAUGCUAUUACAGUAAAUGUAUCCCAAUCAAACGGGAACAUGAAAAAGUGAUUUUGUCGAAAGUUUUUUCUUUUACAACACUUUCUAUCAUGCAUAUUAUAUCUCCAAAGCACUUUGUGUUUGAACAGGUCAUGAUUCAGAUCAGUUUGUGUGGUUCAUUUUUUUACUACAGUGUUUGCUUAACGGUGAAGAAUACUAGCAAUUGUACUGCAGGAUUAUAUCAGUGCAGUCUAUGGUGACAGAGAUAUCAAACUUUCACCCAUUGAUGCUGCGCCAUACGGCUGGUUGUGAUCAUCUGCCCUGAUCGCAUGAUUCUUAACAUUUUCCCUUACAAGGAGCACGUAUGACAUGUACAGUGAAAGUACUUACAGCAGCAAUACUGUACAUAUUGGCAAACAGCCUGCCCUAAAGGCGGGCUCGCACGUGUGGUGAGAGUUGGGUUAAAUGAAUUUUCUCCCCAGCUACAAGGUGAAAACAGGAUAUACAGUCUUUGCUACACAU
Ornithodoros turicata is the source of this 1794-nucleotide messenger RNA. RefSeq names its product gamma-soluble NSF attachment protein-like. The record is from RefSeq and is a predicted model, not a curated record. Gene Ontology annotation, molecular function: soluble NSF attachment protein activity; syntaxin binding. Gene Ontology annotation, cellular component: vacuolar membrane; SNARE complex. Lineage: Eukaryota; Metazoa; Arthropoda; Arachnida; Ixodida; Argasidae. The transcript has 10 exons. Gene Ontology annotation, biological process: intracellular protein transport. Bases 33 to 1049 code for a protein of 338 amino acids.